Molecule: messenger RNA, 696 nt
Organism: Lutra lutra (Eurasian river otter)
Lineage: Eukaryota; Metazoa; Chordata; Mammalia; Carnivora; Mustelidae
Product: serine/threonine-protein kinase MRCK alpha-like
Exons: 6
Coding region: 1-696 (231 amino acids)
Biological process (GO): peptidyl-threonine phosphorylation; actomyosin structure organization
Cellular component (GO): cytoplasm; cytoskeleton; actomyosin
Molecular function (GO): protein serine/threonine kinase activity
Source: RefSeq, a predicted model, not a curated record
AUGGACACCAACACAGCCUAUUACGAAAAGCACAUGAAGAGCCGUUUGACGUCCAUUCCCGAGAGGUGCUUAGGUCUUGAGCAUCAGACCCGUGACAUCACCAACACAGAGGACGUGACCCUGACCCUGACGGCCCAUCCUCUGCCACGCGCUGCCAGUGAAAGGUUUCGGGGAAAAUCGGACGAGAACGAGGGAAGCGGCCACACGCUAGAGAACCGGGUUCAGGUUGUAGAUUCUGCUCAUCUUCCGGUCCACACUCCAACAGUAAAGAGAAAGGAAUAUCACAGUAGCAUCCGCCUUCCAACUAAGAGUAAGAGCCACCGGUUUUUCCUCAUGUCCUUCACGGCCCCCACCAAGUGUCACCAGUGCACAUCUCUGAUGGUGGGUUUGAUAAGACAAGGCUGUGCCUGUGACGCAUGUGGGUUCUCAUGUCACACAAGCUGUGUAGAAAAGGCUCCCAGAGCUUGUCCAGUGCCUUCUCAGCAGAAGAAAGGUGCCCUCUGUCUAGACGCACCGGCAGGCAUGGGAACAGCCUAUGAAGGCCGUGUCUGGAUCCCAAAGAAGGCAGAGGCGAGGAAGGGAUGGCAGAGAGCCCUGGCUGUCAUCUGUGACUUCAAGCUCUUCCUGUACAACAUGGAUGAAGAAAAAGACUCCAAACCCAACGUUGUCGUGAGUCAAGUGAUUGACAUGAGGUAA